AGCAUGAAAUGGAGACAUGGGAAGUUUCUGUUCCAGAUGAUCGGGCUGAACAACGAACCUGUCUCAUUUGUGGGGACCGUGCCACAGGCUUGCACUAUGGAAUCAUCUCCUGUGAGGGCUGUAAAGGGUUUUUCAAGCGGAGCAUUUGCAACAAACGGGUAUAUCGGUGUAGUCGUGACAAGAACUGUGUCAUGUCUCGGAAGCAGAGGAACAGAUGCCAGUACUGCCGCUUACUCAAAUGCCUCCAGAUGGGGAUGAACCGGAAGGCUAUCAGAGAAGAUGGCAUGCCUGGUGGCCGGAAUAAGAGCAUCGGGCCAGUCCAGAUAUCGGAGGAAGAGAUCGAGAGGAUCAUGUCUGGGCAGGAGUUUGAGGAAGAAGCCAAUCACUGGAGCAACCAUGGCGACAGUGACCAUAGUUCCCCUGGGAACAGGGCUUCAGAGAGCAACCAGCCCUCACCAGGCUCCACAUUGUCCUCCAGUAGGUCUGUGGAACUAAAUGGAUUCAUGACAUUCAGGGAGCAGUACAUGGGAAUGUCCGUGCCUCCACAUUAUCAGUACAUACCGCACCUUUUUAGCUAUUCCGGCCAUUCACCACUUCUGCCUCCACAAGCUCGCAGCCUGGACCCCCAGUCAUACAGUCUGAUUCACCAGCUGAUGUCAGCCGAGGACCUGGAGCCACUAGGCACACCCAUGUUGAUCGAAGAUGGAUAUGCUGUGACUCAAGCGGAGCUGUUUGCCCUGCUUUGCCGCCUGGCCGACGAGCUGCUUUUUAGGCAGAUCGCCUGGAUCAAGAAGCUGCCUUUCUUCUGUGAGCUCUCAAUCAAGGAUUACACAUGCCUCUUGAGCUCUACAUGGCAAGAGUUAAUCUUGCUGUCAUCCCUCACGGUUUACAGCAAGCAGAUCUUUGGGGAGCUGGCUGACGUCACUGCCAAGUACUCACCCUCUGAUGAAGAACUGCACAGAUUUAGUGAUGAAGGGAUGGAGGUAAUCGAGCGGCUCAUCUAUCUGUAUCACAAGUUCCACCAGCUAAAGGUCAGCAAUGAGGAGUAUGCGUGCAUGAAAGCUAUUAACUUCCUAAAUCAAGAUAUCAGGGGUCUGACCAGUGCCUCACAGCUGGAACAGUUGAACAAGCGAUACUGGUACAUUUGCCAGGAUUUCACUGAAUAUAAAUACACACAUCAGCCCAACCGCUUUCCUGAUCUCAUGAUGUGCUUACCUGAGAUUCGAUACAUUGCAGGAAAGAUGGUGAAUGUCCCCCUGGAGCAGCUGCCCCUCCUCUUUAAGGUCGUGCUGCAUUCCUGCAAGACAAGUGUGGUCAAGGAGUGACCUGUUCCUGCACCACAGAGCCUUGAGUAGGCAGGACAGGCUCAGGAGGAGAGAGCCAGAGACCAAGAUGGAGGCAUGGAGCAGUUGCCUCCAUAACGAGAAGAGUUUUUGUUUGUUUGUCUGUUUUUUAACCUCAUUUUUCUAUAUAUUUAUUUCACGACAGAGUUGAAUGUAUGGCCUUCAACAUGAUGCACAUGCUUUUGUGUGAAUGCAGCAGAUGCAUUUCCUUGCAGUUUACAGAAUGUGAAAAUGUCUAAUGUUACAGUGUUGUCAUUGUUUAGAGAUAGUUCUUUUGUAUUUUGAGGGAGAGGGUGGGAUGGGCUGAGAUGACUAUUUCCAUGUUGACAAAGAUGACUACCUCAAUGGAAAUGGGGGUGUGAUCAUCCCUACAAUUUCCACUUUUUCUCAGCAGACUUAUGUAUUUGUCUGUCAGAGAGCAAACUGCCUUUUUCUAGCCAUGUAUUUGUCAAGUAAGAGUACACGAAAGGAGUGGAGUGGUGGCAGGAGAUUCACUAAGCGAGAUAGCAAGAUGUGUGGAACAGGAGAUGAGGGUUGAGCCGUCUCAGUGGAAAGCAUGAGAAUUGAGAGCAGGGCACAGUGACCAGAUGUAAAGUAGGUGUCCUCUCAGCAGGUCGGUCCUAAGGGCAAAAAGCCUUCUGUCCUCACACCCUGCUGCCCUCCUCUCCCUUUGCCACCCCUAUCCAUUUCUGCCACUGUCAACUGUUCAUCCAGCAAGAACCUGGCAAUAAGUCAAUCCAAAUGACUUGCCUACCAGCUCCCUUGGGGGCUCACAGCUACCUAGUUUCCUAUCUGAUCUUCUAAGACCUGCCCUUCUCAGACUCCUUCCCUCUCCUUUAUAAGUUUGACUUCCUCUCAACCCUUUGAAAAACUGAGCAAAAUGCUAUGUUCUGAAUCCUGAUGCCACUCAUUUAGUCUCUCACUUCUUUGCUUCAAAGUCUAGUAAGAUGAAGGCCAAGCUGCUGAAAGAAUAACUUGCCCCACUUACCACCACCCCACCAAGAGGACUCAAUCUAAAAACUGGUCUCUUUUGUAAAUAAUGGAAAGGACUAGUCCUGCUUCUGGCCCAGAAAUGUUGCUCCUAAAUCCUACUCCAGGUUCUCCUAAUCUCUCCAGAAUAGGACUAGGUUUUCUCAGGGCCCCUGAACAGAAAGCCUAGAGUAGCCCAGCUACUUUUGUGAAUCAGUGCCUGGCCAACCAAGGCCUGGAGGGCUGGGGCCUAAAGCACCUGGAAGGGAAGGGGGAUUCUAAAACUACCUCAUAUUCCUAAGGGCCUGUCUGCUACCUCUACAUGUUCAGCCUACACCCCUUUUCUUUCACUGCCUGCCCCACCUCAUCCUGGGAAGUGUUCCUGCCCCUCUGGACUUUGGCAAGGGCCAUACCAUGCUGUAUCGGAGUUCUUUCAGGUGCUUUUCCCUUCUCUGCCUUAAUGCAGCGUUUGUUCCCGCCCACACUCAGGCACCUCUGGCAGCCAGUGCUCCAUCUAGACCAUGCAGUGGGUGUGUCCUUGGGAGGGCUUUAGGGGCCCACGGUACUUCCUGUGGCUGUUUGGUCAAAGACUGUUUGCUCUCCCCUGGCUCUGAUUCAGCCUUGUUAACCUAUCCAGGUGACCACCACAGUGUGAGCAUACUGGGUAGUCUACUUCUGUUUAUAAUUUUUCUUUUUAGUGAAAUGUUACGGGUACCAACCAGCAAAGGAGUGAUGUUUGUCCUUUGCUGGAUCUAGAACUCAAAAUGUUACUCUUCAAUGCCAUUUCCCCAACUGUUAUAAGAAAGAAAGAAGAGAUAUGUUCUUCAGGAAAAGCUCCAACUAGCACAUUUUUCAUAUGGCAGUGGGAAGAUUUAUGUGUUCAUAUGUGUCUGUUUAUUUGUAAGUUCAUAGUAUCUUUCUUGUUUUUCUGAAUUUUUUAUUUAACCAAUUAGAUCAUAUUCUGUGGCUACAGGUCAGUUUCCGAGCUGCUUUCCUUAAAUAGGGGAAAACACAUAUAUUAGAGACCCCUUCUCUAAGACAGCGCCUGUGUGCAGCAUCUUUCCUUGCUUAACCUCUACUUAUGAAAUUUUUACUUUUUGAAAUUACGUUUCAAAUUAAGCAUUUUACCCAUUGUGUUGGGUGUCAAAGGAAAUUGCUCUCUGAUUAAGCAAGAACAUUAAGAGAACGUUAAGCUCUCCGAUGAAGCAAUAUUCCGAUCAUACAGUAUUAAACAGAGCAAGUUGUUAAUUUGUAGAGUGGAGAAAGGUUCUGCAAGUUGCCAUUGUACAGAUCCAUUUUUACGAAUGUUUGCAGCAGAUUCCACAGAACAAAGAUCCCAUUCAUUGCCGAGAGCCCUGCAGAAUAUCUGAGCCAAGUGGCUGUGUGUUCCAAGCCGGAGCCUGACCUGUUGGACCUCCUUUAAUGUCUUCUGCACCCAGCCCUUUUAUGACGUGGGCUUCUUUUAAACAGGGUAAAGUGAAUGUGUUGCAUUGCAAACUCAGGUAUUAUGAGGAGAAGGUAGGAGUGUAGCUAGCAGUGUGGAGACAUUAGGUCAGCCACUAGAUGUAUUUGUGAAUUUGGUUUGAAGGACACAGAGAAAGGUUGGAGGGGAAGGUUUGGCUUGUUUGUUUUUUGCCAUAGUGUUUGGUUAACAGGCAGCCUUUUUGCUGGUGGAAGAAGAAAAAAGUUGUAUGUGUUGUCUCAAAUUCCUCUGUCCUCUCUCUGAUCCUAGCCACCAAAAGCACUCACUUUGAGUGAGUUUUCCACCAUAAAAAUAUGACCCUGAAAGCUGUGUGGAAAAGGAGAUUCCCCACCUCCUUGCACUACAUUGAAACAUGCAAGCUUUUCCCUUCCUUUACUCUUGGACACUUUCUUAACCCAAGACGAUAGUUUGGAUUCCUGGAGCUUCAUCGCUAAUUCAUUCUCUCUGGCUCCCUUUGUACACUGUGGAGUCCUUUGCAAGGUGUGGUGCUCUUGCCCUUUCUGGAGAAAUUGCCCAGAACCUGUCUAAAGUGCUUCACCUAGCUCACAGGACAUCCACUCUGUGCCUAGCCUGUAAGAGAGGUGGUUCAGCCUCCAGGGGUAGAAGGAAAUAGGCAGGAACUUUCCUGUCCUGAUCCCAGAACCAAAGCAGGCACAGGGGAAGCCUAGAAAUCUUUAUGGCUACACUGAAAGCCACCCCACUUCACACCAGCCUGCCUCUGCCCUGCCCCACUUCUCAGGGAAGUGAUCUGCCAUGUCAAUGUCAUCAGAUCUUUAAAACCCUGGCCCCUCUGGGCUAGCUGCCCUGCUCUGCUACCCAUUCCCUCCCUACAUUUGCUAGUUCUUAGUUUUCUGGGGAAUGGAAUGGAGAGAGACAGACAAAUUAGUGUAGGCAACAUCUAAGCCAUGACUAAGGCUGGCCAGAAUAAAGAGACCCUAGCUUCCCAGCGGGGCAGAAAUUUGAGCAGUGGUUCCAAAUUCUUAGCUUUGGGUGCCUGAUCUAUGUGUUUUUCCUUGUUGCUUUUUAAAUUUUUGCUUUUAAGAAAUUUUAGUCUUCAGACUAGUCCUUUUUAUUAAAUUUUUCUUUAUUGAUGGUUAAAAAAAUAACAACAACAAGAAAACCUAAACAAGACCCCCACUCCUCUUUCUCCCCAUACCUUGAUCCAUGAGAGGCCCCCACCACUCCCUUUUGCCUCUGUGGUUGAUCGUCCUCCCUUUUUCCUCAGCUGGAAGCAUCACUGUCCAGUAUCUGUGAAAUGAUGUUUCAUCUGUGUCUCAGGAUGAAAAAUGGCAAUCAUCCCUCCAGGUGCUGGAAACUGGCUAGCCUUGAGGUGAGGGUUUCUAGGGCCACAGCUCAGGGAUGUGUAUUUAACUACAGGGUCCCCAGAAACCCCUCUCUUGGCUGCUAUAAGCAACAUCUCCUUUUCUGGGCUUGGGAGCCAGACCCAGAUUGUUUUCCUUCAGAGGCAGGAGACCCAGAGAGCCUGCUGCCUUUCUCCUUGGCCUUCCUGGGCCACCUUGAGACUUGAAGACAUCUGACUGUCUUGCAACACGAGCCUUGGUGGCCCUGCCUCUGCCAGCUCAUAAUCCUGGCCCCUCUGCCCAGUUUGUUCUCCAUCUGACCUCCCUCUUCUGGGCCUGCAGCUCUAAGUGGGCCAGGGCUUGCUCAGGAAUCAGCUGAAGGCUUGAAAGGAAGCUGGGAGGAAGGCCAGAGCCUGCUCCAAGCCCAAGAAAAAUGCUGAGAUCCUGGCAGAGGCUAGUCUUCCAAAUCCUGGAGCCAGGCCUGCCAGCCAAAGGAUCCUCUUUGCCUGUUGGUGACUGUUGUUUUCUUUGCUGAAAUAUCUUCUUAUAGGUGAUAAUGUUGUUGACUCAAAUUUCCAUGAAAAAAAAACAAGAAAAACAAAAAAAACUACCUCUCGAGUAACAUCCUGGUCGAUUCCUCUCAGAGGAAUCCUGUGGGAAAAGAAUACUGCAGCUCCCGCGCUGUUUACAUGUUUCUGUCGGGAAAGAAACCCUGCCUGCCCUGGGGUGUUGGUGUUUUUGUCUGUGUUGCCAUCCCAGGCCUGCGAUAGGGGCUUGUGGCUGCAUUGUAAUGUCUGGCUGUGUCUCGGGAGUCCUUCCCACCUGCCCAGCGAGGGACAAGUCGCCCCCUUGAAGAGGCCUCCAUCUCCCUCCUGAGCUCCAGGCAUGGGGAACACCACCUCCUACAGCACCAUCCUUGGGGUCUCUGAUGGCGCCUGCAUUGUGAACCUGCCCUGGGCUGCCCACCUGGGUCCAUCUUCACCCACAGUCCUGGGGAGGAAUCGGGUGAACAGGAUGUCUCUGAGCCCUUGUUCCCAAAGGGCCGGCCAAGGGCUGCCUGCAGCCUGGCUCCAUCUGCCCUGCAUGACCAAAUGGUAGUUGGCGGGCUCUGCAGGCUACUCAGGCCCUCUGCUACCUCCCACACCUGCCUGCCGGCAAGGGAUGGGCCCUGUCCUGUGAAUUGACUACCUGUGGAAAUGUGACCAGUUAGUGUGAAAUGCAUGUUUAGCAAGUAAUAGGUACUGUAUUUGAACCAAUAAAUGUGAAUCCUGCACACGCAUCUGGUUGUGAAGCUUCUCUG
Molecule: messenger RNA, 6396 nt
Organism: Fukomys damarensis (Damara mole-rat)
Lineage: Eukaryota; Metazoa; Chordata; Mammalia; Rodentia; Bathyergidae
Gene: Nr6a1
Product: nuclear receptor subfamily 6 group A member 1
Exons: 9
Coding region: 9-1325 (438 amino acids)
Biological process (GO): regulation of DNA-templated transcription
Molecular function (GO): zinc ion binding; DNA-binding transcription factor activity; sequence-specific DNA binding
Source: RefSeq, a predicted model, not a curated record